This is a messenger RNA of Plectropomus leopardus (leopard coralgrouper), 4930 nucleotides long. The record is from RefSeq and is a predicted model, not a curated record. Lineage: Eukaryota; Metazoa; Chordata; Actinopteri; Perciformes; Serranidae.
CUGUGUGCGUGUGUCCGUCUCUCUGUUCGCUCGGUUUGUUAAGUGUGCUGGGAGGGAAUAACAAAAGCGCCUCUGGACACCUUGCAUUCUUUACAUCCGGACCGUGACAUCAUCGCCUCUCGGGUUUCAGUGGCUCUACUACAGACGCACGCGGCGCAGCAGUCAGCGCGAGUGCUUCUGCCCCGCGAGCACAGCAGCAGCAGCAGCAGCAGCAGCGGACUGAGCGCACUUCACAACACAAAGUAACAAGAAAGUCUCGCGUCGUUACGUCUGAGGUUCACAUUUGGAUAAAACGGUGACUUGUUUUUCUUCACGCGCGACUGCCUGGACAUUCAUGGAAGCUUUUCAUUUCAUAAUGAGCGGAAGGUGACCUGCAAGCAUCCUGUCUCAAACUUACCCUCCCAAGACAACUGCAUCUUUGUCGUCAACGAACAAUCUGCAUCCAAAGCGCCGGCGAAUGAAAAGAAAGAACGGCCACUAAGCACCAUGAGUGAGGCCUCCAACUACACAGGCGGCUCGGACUAUGCCGCAAACCCCAGCAGCCCAGCGGGAAGACCAUCAAGACCCUCCAAGAAAAUUCACAACUUCGGGAAGAGAUCCAACUCCAUCAGGAGGAAUCCCAGUGCCCCAGUAAUCAAGAGAAACUGGCUUUAUAAACAGGACAGCACAGGGAUGAAGCUGUGGAAGAAGAGGUGGUUUGUGCUGUCUGACCUGUGCCUCUUCUACUAUAGAGAUGAAAAAGAGGAGGGGAUACUUGGCAGCAUCCUCUUACCAAGCUUCCGUGUUUCAAUGCUGUCAGUGGAUGAUCACAUUAACCGAAAAUAUGCCUUCAAGGCGACACAUCCCAACAUGCGGACAUACUAUUUUUGCACUGACACAGCCAAAGAGAUGGAGUCUUGGAUGAAAGUAAUGACAGAUGCUGCACUUGUGCAUUCAGAGCCUGUCAAAAGGUUGGACAGGCUAAAAGUGGAGCAGUGUGGACCACAAGAGAUCAACCAUGUGGCCAACCACAGACUGCCACUCACACAGCCUGAAAUCCAGAACAAUGAACUCAACUGUGAGGCUGACCGUGAGCGCACUGCAGCAGUCACCUCCACCACAGCAGAGGAAGAGAGGAAGCAGCGAGACGCCGAACGCUACGGCUUUCAGAAGGAUGGGGAAGAGCGUGAGCGCCCACUCACCAAGAUCAACAGUAUCAAGCUGCAGCCAGCCCAGGCAGCAGCCAUCAAGGCUAACAUCACCUCACCGCAGACUCCGACAGAAAUGGAUGGCUUACACCGCAGCCCUCAGGUCAAUGGAUCUGGUGAGCAGUGUCCAGCUGAUGGGACUGGAGUCCCUCCUCAGCGAAGUCCCACCCAUGAGCCAGACCGCGCCCUGAGUAGGACCAGCUCUAUGCAGCAACUAGAACAGUGGGUCCGCACACAAAGAGGACGCAACCAGGAUGAUGACACCAGGAGCAUUACGUCAUACCAGACGCUGCCAAGAAACAUGCCAAGCCAUCGGGUACCCUAUAUGCCUCAUUAUGGCGAUGGCUAUUGCAGUAUGCCCAGAAAUAGCAUGGCCCAGCGGGACAGCAUCUGCAGCAUAUCGCCAUCGUUGUAUGACCAGGCCCUGGGUCCCUCGUCGGUUGACAAGCGCCGCUCCAUGCGCGACGACACCAUGUGGCAGUUAUUUGAGUGGCAGCAAAGACAGGCCUACGCCAGGCCGGCGGGGCUCUACAGCAAUAUGGCCAGUCCCAAAACCAUGAUCAACCUGUCAGAGCACGCUGCACCAAGCCACUCCAUCCCCCCAUCGCCCUCCCACGGCUCCCUGUCUAUGUACGGUGGCUACUCUCCGAUGCGUUCCUACAACAUGAACAGUGCUCGUACCGAGGUGUCCUCUCCCAUUUAUAGAGGAGACAUGAGCAUCGACAGACGGCACAGGCCACCAAUCAACAAGUAUGCCUACCCACCUGAUAGGAGGUCAAUGCCUGCAGGGAUCCCAGUCCAGACUAUCACUGCCCAGUCUCUCCAAGGCAAAACACCUGAGGAACUGACUCUGCUGCUGAUAAAGCUGCGGCGGCAGCAGGCAGAGCUAAACAGUAUCCGGGAGCACACUGUAGCACAGCUUAUGCAACUUAACAUGGAUGGCGACAACCCAAAGAACGACAUUCUCUCCCAUCACCUCCAAAGGAACCUCAUGUAUUUGGACAAUCAGUUGAGUCCAGAAGGCUACAGGGAGCACCCUUAUACAUGCAUGCCAGAGGAGGUGGAUAUUGAUACCAAACUUAGCAGGUUGUGUGAGCAGGAUAAAGUGGUGAGGACACAGGAGGACAAACUUCAGCAGCUGUACAGAGAGAAGCACACCCUGGAGACAGCGUUGCUUUCUGCCAGCCAGGAGAUAGAGAUGGGCUCUGAUAACCCUGCUGCCAUCCAGAGUGUCAUCCAGCAGAGAGACUUACUCCAGAGCGGCCUGCUCAGCACCUGCAGAGAGCUCUCCAGAAUCUCAGCUGAGUUGGAGCGAUCGUGGAGGGAGUAUGACAAGUUGGAAGGAGAUGUGACUCUGGCUAAGAACAACCUCCUGGAGCAGCUUGAAGCACUGGGAAGCCCUCAGACAGAGCCUCCAAGCCAGCAGCACGUCCGCAUCCAGAAAGAACUUUGGAGGAUCCAAGAUGUGAUGGAGGCACUCAGUAAACAUAAAGCUCAGAGGAAUGCUGAUGGUGUGAACUUGUAUGGGCCCAAGAGCAACUUCAGCAAGCACAAAAAUGAGGGCCCAGACUACAGGCUGUAUAAGAGUGAACCAGAGCUCACCACAGUGGCCGAAGUGGAUGAGAGCAAUGGAGAGGACAGAUCUGAACACCCAUCUGAUAGAGAGCAUCCUGGAAACAAAGGGGGGACCUAUCCAGUCGGCAUUGUCCCACCCAGAACCAAAUCUCCAGUGCCUGAGUCUUCCUCCAUAGCUUCAUAUGUCACCUUAAGGAAGGGCAAGAGGCCAGACCCCAGGACGGAGCGUCCACGCAGCGCGGUGGAGCAGCAGCUGUGUGCUGUGGAAAGCGGCCGGCCCAGGAUGAGCGUGGAGGAGCAGCUGGAGAGGAUCCGCCGCCACCAGCAGGGUGCCCUCAGGGAGAAAAAGAAAGGCCUCCACAUCCGGGGAAGCAGCCAGGAGAACACGCCCUCUCGCAGUCACUCAUUUACUAAAGAAAACCAUUUCCGCAGCAUGCAGUCCCAAGUAAGGCGCAGAGAUGAGGGGAUAAGCAGUGACAUUCAGCAGCUGGAGGCCUCACUCAGACAGCAAGAGGUGGUGAGGGAGCAGGAGACACCUGCCGAGGAGAUUGCCCGUCUCAAAGAAGCCUCGCAGUCUGACCACUUAAAUAUGGACCGAGAGCUCUCUGUGCCUGACAAAGUGCUGAUUCCUGAGCGUUAUGUGGAGUCAGACCCUGAGGAGGCCCUGAGCCCUGAGCAGGAGGCUGAUAAGCAGAGGAAAGUUGAUCGUAUCAAAGCCCUCAUAGCCAAAAACAGCAUGCAGAAUGUGCUACCCAGUAUGGCUCUGAGCCCAGAGGAGGACACUGAAGUAGAGGUUACCGUUCAGGAGAAAGAGAAGAUGAUUAAUAUCUCCUACGAGCUGGCAGCAGAGGCCUCCAAACGCAGCAAGCUGGUUGCAGUGAAAAGCCCGUCGUCCUCCUCCCCACCACCCCUUCCACAGUCUCCUAACACACCCCCUCAACUCACUGACGGGUCUCACUUCAUGUGUGUGUAGUAGCACCACACAGGCUCUGGCCUCAGUGAAAACCUACACAUGAAGGGAACAGCAGUGGAGGUGUAAAGACGCCCCUGAAGACUUCCCCGAGGACAUCAGCACAAGGCCACGGCCUACAGAGAGUGAAACUGCCCGCUCCGAACUCGGGGGUGUUAUCCUCUGACUUCUGUAUGCUCACUGUGACGUCUUAAGCUCUUACGCCACCAACAACACUUUCUCAUUUCUCCGUUGUUUCCCCUCUUUGGGGCGCCACACAACACAGCUUUGAUACUGUUAUUGUUGCAGUUCCAUUUUCAGUUUUUACAUGGUUUUUAAGUUUAUUUUUCAUAAUUUAUAUGGUUUUAUUAGGUUCUUGUUUGAAUAUGGGGUAAUGUCUCUCUGUAUAUAUAUGAGGCCAAUAGACUGAGCUCUGUUUUGAGCCUAAUAAGAGCCGAUGAAAACAUGUCUCGGACACAUUUUCCAUACGUUUUACCACCUCUCCUGAAAGGUUUCAACAUAUAUCCACAUCAUUUUAAUUCACUGAAGUCUUUUAUAAGAUACUAACUUUGUUUUUCAGACAUAGGUCAUGCGCUAACCAUUCAUAUUUAUCCAUUUAUUGUAAAGAACAUCUAUCAAAGAGAGAGAUGACUUUAUAAGAGAUGUAGAUCCCUCCAUUACAAAGAAAGGAGGAGCCACUUUAUUGCUGCAGACAAAGAUUAUUUGUAAUUUUUCCUGUGUCUGGGUUGUAAUUAUUUAAAAACGGGAUCUUCUGCAGUCCCUGUCGCAUUGUUGCCGACACAUAUGUGAAUGUUUCAAUCACUCUAUACUGUCUUUUUUUUAUUCCUGAGAGAUAUAUUUAAACUGAGAGAAGGAAAAAAUAAAUCAGAGUUUGGUUCUAUUUUACGACACGUUAGUUUGAGGUCUUGGAACUAAAUAUAAUAAAAAAGAUUAGCACAUGUAAAAAGCAAUAAAGAUACGAUGUUAACAGAUCCAAUUUUGUGUGUGUGUGUGUGUGUGUGUGUGUGUGUGUGUGUGCGCGCGCGUGUUUGUGUACAAAGUGUAAUUAUCAGAGGUUUACUGUGUAUAUAAUGUACAUGGUACUGCAGGAUGGAAAGAUGUAUCCAACGUAUGGUUACAUAAUAGAUUUGAUUUGCAAAUGUUCAUAUUCCAUCUGUUUUAUAUCAUGUUAAAUAAAUGUUGCUGUUCUUAAUAAUGA